UUAUGCUGUGAUAUUUUAAGCUUUGGUGACUUUUCUUCUCAUAUGGAGUCCGUUCUAGAUAUUUCAUAAUUCAGUUCCAGAUCUUCAUGGACGAAACGAGGAUGCCACAAGUACACAAUAGAUCGUUGACGCUCAAUAUGGACUCUAGUGCUUUUAAUAAGAACUCUAGAUUUAUGUCAACAAUCAGAAUGACGCAGGGUGCUAAACGAAAAAUCCGGGCAUUCAACACAGUGGAGAAUCGGUUGAAAAAGUACCAAAUCAAUUUUUACAACCGCCACGCAGAAAUUCAAAGGUAUCAGAUGGAAAGAAAAAAGGAAAAAGUUCGCGAGGUUAUGAAAAAAAGAGAUGCUUACAAAAAGGUGAUUGCAAAUCAUCCUAUCGCUGAAAGUCCGGAUUACAAGAAGGCACUAGAAGACAGAUACGAUGCGCAUGCUCUGAGGCAUGAAAUAAAACAGAUGCUGAGCUAUAUUGAACCCGACAAAAUAAGGGAAAGAAAUGCUAGAACUCUCAUUGACGUGAAUAAAAAGAGAUAUGAUGAGAUUUUAAAUCGGAAUCGUAAAUCUAUCUUGGAGUUGUUCCCUCCACCGGUGGACAAGAAGGUGGAAUAUGAAUCGGACUUUGAAAGUGAUUCAGAGGAUGACGAACCACCGGAACAGGAAACAAGAAAUUUCCAGCAAGCCCGACCCAUGUUGCCUUUCCGUCGUCAAGGGGUGACACGGGCAUUUAUCAUGAAAUCAAGACAAGAUCAGAGACAGGAAAUAUCCACGAAAGAAAAUUCUAGUUCAAACCAGGAACAAGAUCUACCACCAGUGAUGUUUAAGAAAGAAUUGCCACGUGAUCUUCAAAUUCCCGUAGCUUCGUAGAUUUUAAUGUUUUAUCAUUCAUUUUCAAAAAUCAGUAAGACAUAUCACGUAAGCAGUAUAUUUUUGCAUUUAUUUUUCAGGAUGAGAGAAAAAUAUACACAGAGAGAUACGUUGUGAAUCCAUGCGUUGUGUUUAUCUUUCAUAAAUUCACUUUAAAGAUCUUGCCAUCGUCAGUACAUACUUUUAAAAAAUAAUUACGUCAUGCAUAGAUCUUGGUGCUUUCAUAAUUAAGAAACAUACAUCCUAAAAAAACAGCUCAGUGGAUCAACUCAUUUCAGCAGAAUAGUAUAUAAAGUUUCCAUGAAUAAUUAUGUAAAUGUAGAUUUGUGUGACAAGGUUGCUUUUUCAUCUACAA
Molecule: messenger RNA, 1218 nt
Organism: Saccostrea cuccullata (small rock oyster)
Lineage: Eukaryota; Metazoa; Mollusca; Bivalvia; Ostreida; Ostreidae
Exons: 2
Coding region: 87-863 (258 amino acids)
Source: RefSeq, a predicted model, not a curated record